CUAACCAAAAAACCAUAACCCAGUUUUUCUUUAAAAAUGACAAAUAAAAGUUUAUUCCUUAAGCCUGAUUUUAUCAGGACUGUUUCACAAAAUGGAGUAGGAAGAUACAUUACUCAAUUACAAAGAGUAGUAUUAAAGUUCUGUAAGAACAAUGGAUCCAGUAGAGGAAUGAGAGAUUUUAUUGAGUCAGAAUUGGUACAUUUUGCUAGAGAAAAUCCUGGAAUAUGUGUAUACCUGAAACCUCGUAGACAUAGGGGACCGGUCAUAAAGGCUGAAUACUUAAAUGGUGACUCCCAAUGGGUAAAUUGUGCAAAUUUCUCCAAUGAAGAAAUAAUAAAAUGGUUGAAUUUAUUAAAAUCUCAACAAAACGACAAAACUGGUAUAAGGUAUAGAAAACUAUGGCACACAGAUACUCCAUCAAUUCAAGGACCCUGGACACCUUAUACUUUUAGAGAUUCCAACCUUAAUUUAGUAAAUUUCCCAGAUAAUGCAUUGGCUCAACCUUUUAAUGUAGAAGAAACUUUGACCGAACAAUUGGCUAAAGCCUUAAAGAAAUAAUUAAGGAUGUUAAAUAUGGUAGUGCUAUAAAUUAAAUGUAUUUAGG
Molecule: messenger RNA, 604 nt
Organism: Brassicogethes aeneus
Lineage: Eukaryota; Metazoa; Arthropoda; Insecta; Coleoptera; Nitidulidae
Source: the annotation of a GenBank genome assembly